ACCACUCCGACCGAGGUCCAAUGUCCAGUCGCCAUUCCGCCGGCCUUGACGACCAGAAGCGGCAUUGGCUCCGACGCCUCUUCGUCCGGUGACGGCCUGGCAGACAAUGGAUCUGGAUGCAGCACCAGCAACAGCAGCAUCGUCAUCCGCAACAACAACAACAACAACAACAACAGUAGCAGCAGCAGCAGCAGCAGUAGAGGAAGUUGUAGCAGCAGCAAUAGCAGCAGCAACGAGUUGGACCCACCCGUCGUCCAGAUGGCCGUUUCUUCGUCUGGCGCAAGCGCGGUUUCCACGACCGCUGCCGCAGUUGCCACGCCUUCAUCUUUCCGAUUCAUCCUUCCCGCCUCCACUUUAGCCGAGCCCGUCGUUGCCCCAUGCCCGAGCGCACCCGCGGUCAGCACGAGUCCGAUUCUGAAGAAUUUAAUUCCCAUAGCGCCCAAAUCGGUCUGUUCACCGGCCCAGAAGAUCCACAUGCCCUUUUUGCCCGUUGGCAAGCUCAGGAAGUCGCUAAUGUGUCCCUUUCCGCAUUGCGGCAAAAUGUUCCCAAAGGGCAACAAACUGCGUGAGCACAUCAUGCGUCACGAGGGCAACAGGCCGUUUCGAUGCUCGUAUUGCGGUGCCUCGUUUGUGCGCAACUAUGAUCUCAUGCGGCACAUGAAGAUACACACACGCUACAGCUUUCUUCGCGGCUCAAUAUCGGCCAUCAUCACCCGGUCCAACCGGUCGGCCAAUGACGCCGACGACGACGUCGAGACGCCCGGCAGCUCGGACGAGACGACGGCCGUUCGGGUGGCCAAGCUGGACGAAGCCGAUGUAGACUGGGCCUGA
Messenger RNA from Protopolystoma xenopodis, 831 nucleotides. NCBI's taxonomy places the organism in Eukaryota, Metazoa, Platyhelminthes, Monogenea, Polystomatidea, Polystomatidae. The record is from the annotation of a GenBank genome assembly.